Molecule: messenger RNA, 927 nt
Organism: Talaromyces stipitatus ATCC 10500
Lineage: Eukaryota; Fungi; Ascomycota; Eurotiomycetes; Eurotiales; Trichocomaceae
Product: exonuclease, putative
Exons: 2
Coding region: 1-927 (308 amino acids)
Biological process (GO): ribosomal large subunit assembly; rRNA processing
Cellular component (GO): nucleus
Molecular function (GO): 3'-5' exonuclease activity; nucleic acid binding
Source: RefSeq, a predicted model, not a curated record
AUGGACGUCAAAAGUCUUUCUUCCAAUUGGAAGAAACUGCAAGCUUCUCUCAAGGGGCCCACCGUCUCGAAGGAAAAGAAAGACACACAGCCACAGAAUGGUCUUAAGCGCAAAAGAGUCGAAAUGGUAACCGAAAAGACAGCGAGCAGACCAAGGAAAUUCUCGAAAGUCAAAAGCAUGAUCGAUUCGAAUGGUGCCAAAAGCAUGGGAGAGGAGGGACAUCGAUCUUUAGGAACUACGGAACAACCAGCACCUGAGAUUACAGAAAAGAAACAAGCACGGGAGGGAAAAGUCAAUGAAGGUCUCAAUGAGACUGCCGAAAUAGGAAAAUACGUCGCAAUGGACUGUGAAAUGGUUGGAGUCGGUCCCGACCCCGAUAAAGAGUCCGCGCUCGCUCGAGUCAGUAUUGUGAAUUGGAAUGGCGAUCAAGUUUACGACUCUUUUGUACGACCUAAAGAAAAAGUGACCGACUGGAGGACUCAUGUGAGCGGCAUAGCACCCAAACAUAUGCUCGAAGCCCGCUCUUUCGAAGAGGUUCAAAAGGAUGUUGCGCAUAUAUUAGAAGAUACGGUAUUAGUUGGUCAUUCGAUCCGAAACGAUUUGGAAGCUUUGAUGUUGAGUCAUCCCAAGCGUGACAUUCGUGACACAAGCAAGUAUCCUCCUUAUCGAAAGAUUGCGGGUGGAAGUUCGCCACGGCUGAAACUACUCGCCUCUGAAUUGCUUGGUCUGAAGAUUCAGGAAGGAGCUCAUUCUAGUGUGGAGGAUGCAAGAGCUACAAUGCUUCUGUUCCGGAGAGAUAAGGAAGGGUUUGAGAAGGAGCAUGCAAAGAAAUGGCCUGUACGUGUAACAACGGUUGUCACCGAGGAGGAACAAAUGGUCAAAACGAAGAAGAAAAGAAAGCCUAAGAAAAAGAGCCGUAAGAGGUGA